AUGCUAACGUUGACGUUUCUCUUCUUCUUCUUCUGUAUUCCAGCGGAUCAUCCCGAUGGCGCUGUGCUGUCCGACACGCCGGGCCCGAACCCGGACCUUAGCCCCGCCCACUCGUUGCCGCCGGGCCACUCGUUGCCACCGGGCCACUCGUUGCCGCCGGGCCUCCACCCCGACCACGACCUGCUGACGUGCGGCCAGUGCCAGGUCACGUUCCCGCUGGGCGACAUCCUCGUCUUCAUCGAGCACAAGAAGAAGCAGUGCCAGACGCCGCCGCCCGGCGGCUGCUACGACGCUAAGAUGGACGACGGCCGCGGCGGCGGGGGGGGCGGCGGCCUGAUGCCGGGGCUCCACCCCUUCGCCCCGCGGGGGGCGGAGCUCCGGAAGGCGCUGGAGCCCGUGGAGGUCGGAGUGCAGGCCACGCCGGAGGACGAGGAGGCCGCGGGGCGGCGCCGCCGUGACCAGAACACGCCCACCAGAGGGAUCUGCCCCAAGCAGGAGAACGCCGUGACGGGAGGCGAGCCGUCCAACUACAUCUGCACCAGCUGCAAGCAGCCGUUCUCCAGCGCCUGGUUCCUGCUGCAACACGCCCAGAACACGCACGGGAUCCGGAUCUACCUGGAGUCCGGGUCGUCGUGCGCCGCGCUGACGCCGCGCCUCACUCUGCCGCCGCCGCCGCCGAUGGGCCACGACUCCAUCGCGCCGUCGCCGCUAGCCAACUUCCUGGGCGACGGCAGCAACCCCUUCCACCUGCUGCGGAUGGCGGCGGCGCCGCUGCUGCGGGAGCCGCUGCGCGAGCCGCCGCCGCCGGGCUUCGCGGAGAACCGCCUCCCCCCCAACACGCCGCCCUUCCUCAGCCCGCCCCCCCGCCACCACCACCACCUGGAGCGCCUUAGCGCCGAGGAGAUGGGCCUCAUCGCGCAGCACCCCAGUGCCUUCGAGCGCGUGAUGCGGCUCACGCCGAUGGCGCUGGAGUCCCAGUCCAUGGACUUCUCGCGGCGGCUAAGGGAGCUAGCGGGCAACAACGCCACCACCACGCCGCCGCCGCUGUCGCUAUCGCCCCCCGGGAUCCGGCCUAUGCACCGAUUGCUGAACCCCAACCCCUUCCAAACGGGACACAAGUCGCCCUUUCUGAGCACGCCGCCGCCGCCGCUGCCGGCGCUACCGCCCGCUAGCACCACGCCGCCGCAGAACCCGAACAAGGUCAAGUCCUGCGAGUUCUGCGGCAAGACCUUCAAGUUCCAGAGCAACCUGGUGGUUCACCGGCGCAGCCACACCGGCGAGAAGCCGUACAAGUGCCAGCUGUGCGACCACGCCUGCUCGCAGGCUAGCAAGCUCAAGCGCCACAUGAAGACGCACAUGCACAAGGUCGGCGGCGGCAUUGGCGGCGGCGGUGGGUCGCUGACGGGCCGAUCCGACGACGGCAGCUCCCCCGAACCCGGAACCAGCGACGUCACCGGCGAGGAUGGCGUCAAGAACCGCGACGCCGACUUCCACGGCGAGGAGGAGGAGGAGGAGGAGGAGGAGGAGGAAGAGGAGAUGGAGAACGAGAGUCGGCCGGAGUCCAACUUCAGCAUGGAGUCGGAGUUUUACCGGAACCACCGGGAGAACGGUGCCAAGCUACCGCCGCCGCCGCCAACGCCGUCGGAGGAGAACAAGAUGGAGAAGAUGGUGGACAACGGCGGCAUUGGCGUCAUCGGCGGCUACAACAACCUGAUCGUCGACAAUCGCAAGAGGAUGUCCUUCCCCAAACGGGUUUCCGGGGACGAGGACUCGGCGUUGGAGCGGACGCCCAUCAACGGACGCAACUGCGGCUCCGGCGACUCCUUCUCAGGCCUGUUCCCGCGCAAGCCCACGCCCAUCGCUAGCCCGGCGCUGUCCACCGCCUCCAGCAAGAGGAUCAAGAUCGAGCGGGACCUGGACGUCGCACCGCCGCCGCUACCGCCGCCGCCCCACAUCCCCUCGGAGAACGUUUACUCGCAGUGGCUAGUGGGCUAUGCCGCCUCGCGCCACUUCAUCAAGGACCCGUUCCUGGGCUUCAGCGACUCCCGACAAUCGCCCUUCGCCUGCUCGUCCGACGAGCACUCGUCGGAGAACGGCAGCCUGCGCUUCUCCACGCCGCCGGACGGGGACCUGCUGGACGGCUGCACGGCCAGCGGGGGCAGCACGCCGCGCCCCGGCGGCGGCGCCGGCACCCGGCCGGGAUCCAAGGACGGCUCGCGGCGCUGCGACACCUGCGAGUACUGCGGCAAGGUGUUCAAGAACUGCAGCAACCUGACGGUGCACCGGCGCAGCCACACCGGCGAGCGGCCGUACAAGUGCGAGCUGUGCAACUACGCCUGCGCGCAGAGCUCCAAGCUAACGCGCCACAUGAAGACGCACGGCCAGAUGGGGAAGGAGGUUUACCGCUGCGACAUCUGCCAGAUGCCCUUCAGCGUCUACAGCACGCUGGAGAAGCACAUGAAGAAGUGGCACGGCGAACACUUGAUGACCAGCGAGGUCAAAAUCGAACAGGCCGAACGGGCGUAAGGCCGAGCUAGCCUAGCCUAGCCUAGCCGGGACUAGAAACAAGGCUAGCUGGAUACUUUUAUAUUCAUUUUGGUUCAAUUUUUGUGUUUUUUGAUUAAAAAAAAAAAACUGCCAACUGAGAACAAAAGAGCGACAACAGAGCUAGCUAAACUGCCUCAUUUGGCUUUCAUUUCGUAACAAUCAGUUAAGUUAUAAAAACGUGUGGAGCCUUUUUAACUGUGCAAUAAUUUCUGUAUUUAUUGGAUUUUUUGUAUUUCGGCAUGUGCAGGUAUAUUUUUAUCUGGCUGUUUUUUCUGUUUACUUUUGGUUUUGUACUUUUAUACGGAAGAGUAUCAGGGAGAAAUAAUAUUUGAGAGGGGAAGAUUUUUUUUUAUUGUGCAACAAAAGUCGAAAUUUUGAGAAAAAAGUAGAAAUGCUGACAUUAAUGUUGAAAUACAAUUUCAAGAAUAAAGUCGAAAUUUCAUGAAAAAAGUCGAAAUUUCGUGAAUAAAGUCGAAAUUUCGAGAAUAAAGUUGAAAUACAAUUUCAACUAAAAAAGUCGAAAUUUCAUGAAUAAAGUCGAAAUUUCGAGAAUAAAUUCGAAAUUUCGUGAAUAAAGUCGAAAUUUCAUGAAUAAAGGUGAAAUUUCGUGAAUAAAGUAGAAAUUUCGAGAAUAAAGUCGAAAUUUCAUGAAUAAAGUCGAAAUUUCGAGAAUAAAGUCGAAAUUUCGUGAAUAAAGUCGAUAUUUCAUGAAUAAAGGUGAAAUUUCGUGAAUAAAGUAGAAAUUUUGAGAAUAAAGUCGAAAUACAAUUUCGAGAAAAAAGUCGAAAUGUCGAGAAAAAAGUCGAAAUUUCGUGAAUAAAGUCGAAAUUUCAAUAAUGAAGUUGAAGUACAAUUUCGUGAAUAAAGUUGAAAUGUCUUUAUGAGCUAAAAGAGAACGAAUUUAUUUGUUAUUGUCUCAGAAGGUUGACUUUAUUCUCGACAUUUCGACUUUUUUCUCAACAUUUUGACUUUUUUCUCAACAUUUUGACUUUUUUCUAAAAGUGCAUAAUCAAAAAAAAAAAAUCUUCCUCCUCUAAAAUAUUAUUUGUAUUUUUCCCUAAAACUCUUCCGUACUUUUAAAACCCACAUCCUGAGAAACCGUCUCCGUUGCAACACCACUCCCGACCACGGGGGGGCAGCACCUCUCAACAAGGUUCCUAGCUAACACUCCUGCACCUACUGGGACUUAACGGUGCUUUAAUAAUUAAUAAUAAUGGAGCUAAACGCCCCCUGGUGGUCAGACCUGGUAUUGCUGCCCGGAGCGGCGUUAAGGCUUUUUCUUCUUCUGUGUUUUUUUUGCCGCUGCUUGUAGGGAAUUAUAUAUACAUCUAAUUAAGUAAUGUCUUGAAAAGAUGCUUAAUUCAAUCUUCAAUUUGAGAGCAGAGUUAUUAACUGAGAAUGCUAGAAUUAGUUUAUUUUGUGUGAUGACGAUACGCGAACAACAAUCCUUUGGCGUUGUAGCACGAACUGACUCUAAAACAUGUCGAUGUGAUUGGAUAUGUAGCACUGAGUGUCGUUAGCGAUGGGAAAGGUUCCUGGCCCCGCCUCCUCGUUAGCGCUACGCCGCCGAGCUCCAGCAACACUAGCAUAAAUCUGCGUGCGUAGUUUAGUUUUGUUUUAAAGCGAGAUGGAAAGCACAGUCACAUCUCAGGGUGAACUUUUACCGCGGCCCUUUAUCAACCCGCCCGUCCCGCGGUCGCCAUUAGCGGUCGCCGCUAGCGGUCGCCGUUAGCGGUCGCCGUUAGCGGUCGCCGUUAGCACGUCCAGGUCUCCAGAUUCCUUAUCCACCAUUAUUUAUCUCCUUAUUUAUAAGAUACAACUAAUUGAAAUUGUAUCGGUAGUUUAUUCGCUUAAUUAAUGACGUCUGGAAACAAAACUGGACAAAGUUUAGCUGCUAGCUCAGUUUUCUUUUGAGAUCAGAAAACCAGCAGAAAAACCAGCAUUUUCGUGUUUUUCUUUCCAACAGACAAACAAUCAAAAACCUCUCGUUUUUCAGAUCCUGGUUCUGUAGUUCCGUGUUUUGAACACUAGAGGGCGCAUCGUACGAAUUAAUGGACUGACUAGCGAGUGCUAACAUCAUUUUCCCAGGCGCUUCCUUGUUUUUCAGAAAAACUGUAGUUUCUUUUACAAACAAAAAACCUGAGUUUCUGUUUUCUUUUCUCUCCAAAACGGUUCUGAAAAAAAAACCGAUUAGCUCAGUUUUACGUUAAAGUCUCAACACGGUAAUCUUUUCUUUUCUUCCUAGCUGCACUUUCAUUUGGAAAUCAUAUUUAAUUAAUGCGCUGACAACAUUUAAAAAGAUCUUUACGGCACUUUAUGGUUCUUUCGUCCAAAACUCGUACGGCUAACAGGCGGAAGG
Molecule: messenger RNA, 4906 nt
Organism: Cololabis saira (Pacific saury)
Lineage: Eukaryota; Metazoa; Chordata; Actinopteri; Beloniformes; Belonidae
Gene: bcl11ba
Product: BCL11 transcription factor B a
Exons: 2
Coding region: 1-2526 (841 amino acids)
Biological process (GO): positive regulation of transcription by RNA polymerase II
Cellular component (GO): nucleus
Molecular function (GO): DNA-binding transcription factor activity; RNA polymerase II cis-regulatory region sequence-specific DNA binding
Source: RefSeq, a predicted model, not a curated record